Molecule: messenger RNA, 859 nt
Organism: Prunus dulcis (almond)
Lineage: Eukaryota; Viridiplantae; Streptophyta; Magnoliopsida; Rosales; Rosaceae
Product: universal stress protein PHOS34-like
Exons: 4
Coding region: 136-624 (162 amino acids)
Source: RefSeq, a predicted model, not a curated record
AAACCCGUGACUUUAAAUAAAAUUCAAAGCCCCACCGAAAGUUCAACGCUCAGAUCUAUCUCCUAACUUCUUCUAUCAUAUUCCCCAGGUCUCAGAGCACUUGUUUUUUAUUUUCUACUUUUAUAAUUCAUCGAGAUGACAAGAGAUAGAAACAUAGGGGUGGCCGUCGAUUUCUCAAAGGGAAGCAAGAUUGCUCUGAAAUGGGCUAUCAAUAAUCUGGCUCAUGAAAAGGGUGACACCUUGUAUGCUAUCCAUGUCAAGCCCUCUCAGGGCGAUGAGAGCCGCAACCUUCUUUGGUCCACCACCGGAUCACCUCUGAUUCCAUUGGCGGAGUUCCGUCAAAAAGCGGUGAUGGAGAACUACGAAGUCGAGGUCGAUCCGGAGGUCUUGGACUUGCUUGACACUGCACACAGGCAGAAACAUGUGACGGUGGUGGCAAAGCUUUACUGGGGUGAUGCGAGAGAGAAACUUUGUGGGGCAGUCGAAGAUCUAAAGCUUGACUGCUUGGUCCUUGGAAGCAGGGGACUUGGUACCAUCCAAAGGGUGCUGCUGGGAAGUGUGUCCAGCUACGUUAUGGCAAAUGCAACCUGCGCCGUCACCAUUGUCAAGGAUCACAGUGCUUAAUUAAUUAAGAUUGUACAAUAAACAUAGCUUGUGUUGUGUUUCUUUCAGCUUAGACAAGUCAGAUUGAGACUUGUGAUCAAUGUGAUAGUGGUACCGCUACAUCUACAUGUUAAUUUUAUAUGCAAAGUUCCAAGGAUGUAUUCAAUAAGUUUAUUUAUAUCUACCUGUUGAUGAAGUGCAAUAAGGACAAUCGUUGAAAUCAAUAAUAAAGUUCCUUUGUUUUAAGGAUUAUUCA